GCGACCGCUCACGGCGCUGGCGCAGCGAUGGCGGAGGCCGUGGAGCGCACUGACGAGCUGGUCCGGGAGUACCUGCUCUUCCGCGGCUUCACACACACGCUGCGGCAGCUGGACGCCGAGAUCAAGGCGGACAAGGAGAAAGGGUUCCGGGUGGACAAGAUUGUGGACCAGCUGCAGCAGUUAAUGCAGGUGUAUGACUUGGCUGCCCUUCGGGAUUAUUGGAGCUACCUGGAACGGCGGCUCUUCAGCCGCUUGGAAGAUAUAUAUAGACCCACCAUCAACAAGCUGAAAACCAGCCUGUUCCGCUUUUAUCUCGUCUACACCAUCCAGACAAACAGAAAUGACAAAGCUCAAGAGUUCUUUGCAAAGCAGGCCACAGAGCUCCAGAACCAGGCUGAGUGGAAGGAUUGGUUUGUCCUGCCCUUCCUGCCAUCCCCAGACACCAACCCCACCUUUGCUACCUACUUCUCUCGACAGUGGGCCGAUACCUUCAUUGUGUCCCUGCACAACUUCCUGAGCGUCCUGUUUCAGUGCAUGCCAGUUCCCGUGAUCCUGAACUUCGAUGCGGAAUGCCAGAGGACCAACCAGGUUCAAGAAGAAAAUGAAGUUCUUCGCCAGAAGCUUUUCGCCUUGCAAGCUGAAAUCCACCGCCUGAAGAAAGAGGAGCUGCAGCCUGAGGAGGGGGAGGCCUUGGUCCAGCAUAGAUUGCCUCCUUAUGUCUCCAACAUGGACCGCCUGGGGGACUCGGAACUAGCCAUGGUGUGCAGCCAAAGGAACACUUCCCUGUCCCAAUCGCCUCGAGUGGGUUUCCUGUCCUCUCUGCUGCCUCAGAGUAAGAAGAGCCCCUCAAGGUUGUUGCCUGCCCAGGGUCCCUCUCAGGCUCAGAGCUCGACCAAGAAGGAGCCAUUCGGCGGCCAGGCCGCUAAGGGAAAGGACAAUGCGUGCGGGCCCCGAGACGGGAAGAGCCUCUUGAGCGGGCUGGCGUCUGGGGAGUCCAGCUGGUCGCAGCACCGACAGCGGCGCCUGCAGGACCACGGCAAAGAGAGGAAGGAGCUCUUCUCUAUGACUUUGCAGAGCACAGAGAAGAAGGCCGAGGUUAGUGGCCCAGAGGCCGAGCCCUGCCCAGAGCUCCGUGUGGAGGCGCUGGAGACGCUGACGCGGGCUUCUGCAGCCGGUGCCGAGGGCGGAGGGGCCCGCCCCGAGCAGCCGUUCAUUGUGCUGGGGCAGGAGGAGUACGGGGAGCACCACUCCUCCAUCAUGCACUGCAGAGUGGACUGCUCGGGGAGGAGGGUCGCCAGCUUAGACGUAGAUGGGGUCAUCAAAGUGUGGUCCUUCAACCCCAUCAUGCAGACCAAAGCGUCCUCCAUUUCCAAGUCGCCGCUGCUGUCCCUGGAGUGGGCCACCAAGCGGGACAGGCUGCUCUUGCUGGGCAGUGGUGUGGGGACGGUGCGUCUUUAUGACACGGAAGCCAAGAAGAAUCUGUGUGAGAUCAGCAUCAACGAUGAUAUGCCCAGAAUCCUGUCGCUUGCCUGCAGCCCCAACGGGGCCUCCUUCGUCUGUUCGGCCGCCGCUCCGAGCCUCGCUUCCCAGGUGGACUUCUCGGCUCCGGAUAUCGGCAGCAAGGCUACUAACCAGGUUCCCGGCAGGCUGCUGCUGUGGGACACGAAAACCAUGAAGCAGCAGCUCCAGUUCUCUCUGGACCCCGAGCCCAUUGCCAUCAACUGCACAGCCUUCAAUCACAAUGGGAACCUCCUGGUCACAGGGGCGGCUGACGGCGUCAUCCGGCUGUUUGAUAUGCAGCAGCACGAGUGCGCCAUGAGCUGGAAGGCCCACUGCGGGGAGGUCUACUCGGUGGAGUUCAGUUACGACGAGAACACCGUGUACAGUAUCGGCCAGGACGGGAAGUUCAUCCAGUGGAACAUCCACAGGAGUGGCCUGAAGGUGUCUGAGUACGGCCUUCCCUCCGACGCCACGGGCCCCUUCGUGCUGUCGGGUUACAGCGGCUACAAGCAGGUUCAAGUCCCCCGGGGCCGACUCUUCGCUUUUGACUCAGAGGGAAAUUACAUGCUGACGUGUUCUGCCACAGGGGGCGUCAUCUACAAGCUGGGCAGGGAUGAGAAGGUUCUGGAGAGCUGCUUGAGCCUGGGCGGCCACCGAGCCCCUGUGGUCACUGUGGACUGGAGCACAGCCAUGGACUGCGGGACGUGCCUCACUGCCUCCAUGGAUGAAUGUUCUCAUGGUCACCUGGUAGCUCUUUCUGGAACGCGUGCAUGCAGCAGAGCGUUGGAGAAGGUUCGCCCUUUGCCCUUGGAGAGGCAGAUGUUCCUACAGGGAGCUGGUCAGCUGCGAGCGGAGGCCCUGCGUGCCCGCUGUUGCCAGCUGUAGGACUGAGCCGUGUGGGAGGUUUGCUUGUCGCUUUGCCUUGGAGCUAGGCCGUCCUGUCUCCCACUGCACUGGCUCGCUAAGGUUUGUGCUCUUCCUAUUGCUUUGGGCUGCAGUCAGGGAGGUCGUAGUGUUCUUUUUCUUCCCUGCGUUGGUGGAGCUUCUUGGGAUGAGGUUAGGGCCCGAGGUCUCUGAUUCCAGCUGCCCAAUCCACCUGGGUGUCCCUGUCCCUCUGCCACUGGGGCUCCGCUUAUUCUGUCACCUUCACAUCCUUGAGGUGGACUGGAGCCAGCCGCCAGCGCCCUCUGCUGGUGGAUGGUGAGAGGACCUGAGCCAGUGGGCCAAGCUUUUUGCAUCUGAGGCGGGCGAGGCGUGGGUCUCCGGCUCUGACACUUGACAGGGGUGGCCUUGUUGCCGCGGUGCUCGGAACAGUCGUCGUAGGGCCUCUUUGGGCUGCAGCCCAGGUCUGGUGGUGCAGGUCCGGAGCAGGGGGUACUCCCAGUUACCUACUUCUGGAGAAUCAUGAAGUUGGUACUAAGGCCUUGGCUCCCAUUCUGCUGGGAUUUGGAGGAAGAGUCGGGAUUUAUGUGGCUCAAUUAUGAGAGAACAUCAGAGACUGAUAAGUAGUUACUUACACAUUUUUACCGAUUUCUACCUUGGUAAACGCUCUUUUCAAAUGAAGAGAGACAAGACUUCUCCAUUUACGAUUUUCCCCAUCUUCUGCAUUGAAACAGCAAAUUAUUUCCCCCGGUGAUUCUGUAGGACAUUUAAGAAGCCGUCAUGUGUUUCAUUUGAGUGAGAGAAUUCACUGUUUCACUUCACCAUUUUGUUUCAGUUUCUCUUAUUACCCAUUCUCUCUGCUCAAUAUGGUCUCCACAGCUACUGGAAUGGCUUUAAGGACUGCAAAGAAACAAAGUACGCUUGAAAAGCUAUGUCUUCUCUCUUUUCCUGUAUGCUCUGGGCUGAACACCCACCUCCCUUUUGUUUUGACUUUGGCUUGAGAUUGUGUGGGGUUCCACAGCACACUGCCUAAAAGCACAAAACAAAACCACGAUACUGCCUAAAAACAAAACCCAAAUCCCAUUCACCUCUGACCUUUUGAAAUUAGCAAAUACAGGUGGCCAAACCUGCCCCCUCCUGGCCCGUCUCUCCCCAGCCCUCACUCCAUCCUGACUGCUGGUCAGGCUGUGUUCACCCUGGUGUUCCUCCCUGUGCCACACAUACCCCUCCGGGAUGAGCUCUCAUCCGGUCAGUCACGUCCAAACUUGAGUUUCCUUCUCCUUCACAAGAGCUGUUCAACCCCUGCCCAGAACCCCAGCAAGCCUCCUCCCAUUCUUUUGGGCAAGGGCAGCCUAUUGGGAAGCCGUCAAGCCAGUGCAGCUCAGACCCCCCGAGUCUGCGUACCUGGCGUGGGUGUGGCCCACCGGCUCUGGCCCGGGCUGCUUGAGAGCCCCUCGGGGCCUCCCCCUCUCUGUCCACUGACCUGCCUGCUCUGUGCUUAUUGCCUCUGCUGGGCCUGCCUGGGAGCAUGGCUUUCAAAGCACUUUAGCUGUUGACUCCAGCCUGUCCAGAUCCCACAGCUUGAGUUUUCUGUCCCCGUUUGGGCUACUCUCCCUUCAAACAGAAAGUUGCUCACGCAGAUGCAAAGGUUUCCUGUUCCUCAGACCUCAUUUUUCAGCUGGCGAUGGGAAGAGGUUGAAGGGAGACAAAUAUGGAAGGAGAGAUUCCGCUAAGAACAAGUAUUUUCUGUUCCUUUAUUCACAAAACAAAAUGAUGCUUCACAGCUUGAGAGCAGAGGACCCUGGAAGUCAGUGGUUCUAACUUUUCGUGGAACCAGAGAAGCAGGGCCUGCUCCCCCCUCCCCCCAGGUGUUGCCCUCCGGAAAAGACUGGAGGCAGAGUCCAGGUUCAGCCUGCAGCUAGACGACCCCAGUGUACGACGGGUUGGUUUUAUGACUUGAAACCGUGGCUUUAUCUCCUUAAGCCUUGAUUGGGUUAAACGUUUCCGGCCCAGCAUGUGCAAGUGCUUUAGAGAAACUCAAAGCACCACACAGCUGGAAGAGAGCUUCAGGGUCCGGAGUCCCCAAGCUUGGGAUGGAGCUCCCCUGUUGUGCACCUCUAAUGUAUGGAGACUCAUUACCCCAUUAGCGGAUUUGUUAUAAAUCACAGUUAAAAGGGCUGUCUUGGUAAUUUCACAUUUUGGGGCCAGACGGUCUGUUCUCAUCAUCCUUUUACUUCAAAGUACGGCGGGAGAAGUUUCACCUCUGACUGCUUAUGCUUGUGUUUUUCGUCAUGUCUGUGACCUGGGGGUUUCUUUGCUGGCCUCUCUUAGCCUGCUGUAAGCUGAGUGUGAUUUGAACUAAAACUAGAUGCUAGCUCCAUGUGUCCAUAGCAGUGCUCAGAACCAGGCUGAACACAGACCACCUGGAAAGCUUUGUGGAGCUGCCCCACUCGAAGAGGGAGCACCUGGCCACCAAUCUGAAUGUUCAGUUAGUGACACCUACUUCCUUUAAGAUAACAUAUAAACAGAGGCUUUAAUUUCUUUUCCUGCACCCAAGGGGCUCACCUUGUGCUCCCUCCCCCUGGGUUGUGGACCCCCAGCAGGGAGAGUUGGCCUUGAUCCCUGUAGGAAUCCUGAGCUUUAAAAAAUGCAGACCCUCCUCCCCUCACCCUAAUUUCUCACUCGGGGGGACGCAGGAAUUAACACUCUAAUAAAGUCCG
Molecule: messenger RNA, 5102 nt
Organism: Zalophus californianus (California sea lion)
Lineage: Eukaryota; Metazoa; Chordata; Mammalia; Carnivora; Otariidae
Gene: WDR91
Product: WD repeat domain 91
Exons: 16
Coding region: 28-2385 (785 amino acids)
Biological process (GO): early endosome to late endosome transport
Cellular component (GO): extrinsic component of endosome membrane; early endosome membrane; late endosome membrane
Molecular function (GO): protein binding; phosphatidylinositol 3-kinase regulator activity
Source: RefSeq, a predicted model, not a curated record